CUCGAGCAGCAAAAGCAAGGCGGCCAACGACGAAAGACGACAACAACCCAAGCAAGCAAACAAGGCAAUGGCGGACGCACCUCCCCCCUACUCCCCGACACAAAACAACGCCGCCAUCCCGACGGCGACACCAUACACAGCGCCUGGCCCACAACAAGGGUACCCGCCCCAGGCUGCCUACCCGCCCCAACAGCAGGCACCAUACCAAGGGUAUCAGUAUCAGCCGCAGCAGCAGCAGCAGCCGCCGGUCGUUGCGCAUCAACCCACCGGCCAACUGCAAGGCAGGGAUCGCGAGACUGCGGAACGGCGGGAACGGGAGCAGCGACAAACAGACACUGCGCUUGGAUUGGCGUGUGGCGGCUUCCUGUGCUGCCUCUGCGUUGGCGUUGAUCGUGCAGCGGCGAUGGGCCGCAAUGUUGCUGACUUCCUGCUCUGCAUGCACGUGGACUGCUGGGGCUUCUAACCCACGCGCUAAAUUGCCCCUCGGCCGCCUGGCACACUUGCACACUGUUUACAACAGUGUUUUCCCGUCUUGUGCUCACUUUGACAUCAUCAUCAUCAACACCAAUAACAAUAACAAUAACAAUAACAACGUUGCCGUGUUGCUUGAGAUCUGAUAUCUUCUUCUUCUUCUUCUGCUUCUUCUUCUUCUUCUUCUUCCGUGUUACACCACGACACUCGCUUCUCGUUGCCUUACUUUCGCCUUUGCUUCUUCUCCUGCUUCUUCGCUUGCUUUGUCGCGUUCAACGAACCCCAGCAACAAAGCAACAACACAUGACAUGAACGAGUGUUCAUGUGUGUGUGUGUGUGUGUGUGUGUGACAUGACAGCCGCAACAAAGCACAUACAUCAUCCAACCAAACCUCCGCUGCCCGACAUAUUUGGACACGACACCAUAUAAAUUCGCG
Salpingoeca rosetta is the source of this 907-nucleotide messenger RNA. RefSeq lists its product as uncharacterized. The record is from RefSeq and is a predicted model, not a curated record. The transcript is spliced from 3 exons. The coding region runs from base 68 to 463 and encodes 131 amino acids. NCBI's taxonomy places the organism in Eukaryota, Choanoflagellata, Craspedida, Salpingoecidae.